CGCUGGAAAUUUCUUUCUCAAAUUGACAUUUUUCGCUUAGACAUCAAUGUAUUUUCCCUACCCUUACACGCAAUACUAUCCCCAGCCCACAUCGACAAUAAUGGCCCAAUCGGGCGAAAUUCCGAUGAACCCUGCCCCACCGGUCACCCUCCCCCACCCUGUGGUCUCAGCUACGGCCAAGCGCCGCCGUGAUGAGUUUGACGUUGCAGCGGCCUCCGCAGCAGGUGAGAUGGAAGGAUCGGCCCCAAAACGGGCCAAAUCGCAAGACGUUAUAUUUAGGAUCGUAGUGCCGUCGAGGCAGAUCGGGAAGGUCAUUGGCAAGGAAGGGUGUCGUAUUCAGAAGAUUCGAGAAGACACCAAAGCCACUGUCAAAAUCGCAGAUGCAAUCGCUCGACACGAAGAGCGCGUAAUAAUCAUUAGCUCCAAAGAGAGCGAUAAUUCCUUUUCCGAUGCCGAGAAUGCGCUCAAGCAAAUUGCUACUUUAAUUCUAAAGGAAGAUGAUAGUCCUGUGGAAGCGUCAAAAGUUGUUGGUGCAGGGCAUGUGGCUGCAAACACUAUAAGGAUGUUAAUAGCAGGUUCGCAGGCAGGUUCUUUGAUAGGGAUAUCUGGUCAAAACAUUGAGAAAUUAAGGAAUUCAUCUGGUGCCACUAUCACAGUACUGGCUCCAAAUCAGUUGCCUCUCUGUGCUUCUGCUCAUGAAUCUGAUCGAGUUGUGCAGAUAUCAGGAGAUGUACCUGUUGUGCUUAAGGCUAUAGAGGAGAUUGGUUGUCAACUCAGGGAAAACCCACCAAAACAAGUGAUUUCUAUCAGUCCAACAUACAACUAUGGCGCAGUUCGACCAACCCAACCAUAUGUUGACCCAACUUCAGCUGAUUAUGUAACCUUGGAGAUGAUGGUCUCGGAGACAUUGGUUGGUGGCUUGAUCGGUAGAUGCGGCUCCAACAUAUCCAGGAUCAGAAAUGAGUCAGGAGCAAUGAUCAAGGUUUAUGGUGGAAAAGGUGAACAAAAACAUAGGCACAUACAAUUUGGUGGCACUGCUCAGCAGGUAGCAUUGGCAAAACAGAGGGUAGAUGAAUGCAUUUAUUCUCAAUUGGUACAAGCAGCUGGUGCUCAAGCUCAACAGUCAUUUUUGCAGAGAUGAUGAUGGUGGAAUUUAAGAACUUUUAUGGAAAUUCACUGCCAGUGGGUUUUGGGUCAAACAAAAGAGUCGAUUGUGGUGUUUUGAGUAUUGGUUCUGCCAACUGUGCAAGCACUAGAAGAGAAAACAAGGAUCAGUGCUGGCAUGUUGACAAGGUUUUGUGGUAGUGGUAUUCUAUUCUACGCGUCUCGAGGAUUUGCCAUCGUGUUCUAGUUCCAUAUCAUAUGCCUUUUGAGGUAUUGAGCGCACAAAAUCAUGUUCCCAUGGCAAAUGCAAAUGCCAAAAAAAAAAAAAAAAACAAAAAGAAAAAAAGUGACAUUGUUAACUUUCAGUCUUUAUGGAAUCAGAACUUGAACAUAAUCCAGUCCAUACGGAGUUCAGAAUAUAUGUUGCAUUUGCUUUGGGCGAGAUUGCUCAUCCAGCGUCAAAGACCCUACUUAUUAAGGCUCCGUGCGGCAUUAGAUUUUAGGAUUGAAAAAAAUGUUAUUUUAGACAGUUAAAAAAAUUAAUUUAAAAGAAAAAUUAUUAAUAAAUUUUAUUUUUAAUACAUUAA
Molecule: messenger RNA, 1691 nt
Organism: Hevea brasiliensis (rubber tree)
Lineage: Eukaryota; Viridiplantae; Streptophyta; Magnoliopsida; Malpighiales; Euphorbiaceae
Exons: 10
Coding region: 47-1141 (364 amino acids)
Biological process (GO): regulation of gene expression
Cellular component (GO): nucleus; cytoplasm
Molecular function (GO): mRNA binding
Source: RefSeq, a predicted model, not a curated record